CAGGGAUCCUCAAUGCAUUUGCUUGCCGUUAUUUAAGGAGCCUUUACUAAAAGCUUCUGGAUUGUGUUUCUGAGCGGACAAAAGAUUUUUGUAUUCAAAAUGCUCAUAAAGGAAUAUCGUAUUCCUCUUCCGAUGAGUGUGGAAGAAUAUCGAAUUGCGCAACUGUACAUGAUACAGAAAAAGAGCAGAGAGGAGACAUGUGGGGAAGGCAGUGGAGUAGAGAUCCUGGAGAACAGGCCGUACAUGGAUGGACCGGGAGGCAAUGGGCAGUAUACUCACAAAGUGUACCACAUUGGUAUGCACAUACCCAGCUGGUUUCGGUCAAUAUUGCCCAAGGCAGCUCUGCGAGUUGAAGAGGAAUCGUGGAAUGCGUAUCCUUACACAAGGACAAGGUAUACGUGUCCUUUUGUGGAGAAGUUCUCCAUUGAUAUUGAAACAUACUACAAAACUGAUCCAGGAGAGCAUGUCAACGUGUUCAACCUUUCUCCUGCAGAAAAAAGACAAACCAUUCUAGAUCCUAUUGAUAUUGUUAAAGAUCCUAUCCCUCCACAUGAAUACAAAGCUGAGGAGGAUCCAAAGCUAUAUAAAUCAGUGAAGACUAAAAGAGGCCCCCUCUCAGAAGACUGGAUUCAAGAGUACAAGAACAACCCUGGAAAAUACCCCAUCAUGUGUGCAUAUAAACUGUGUAAAGUCGAGUUCAGAUACUGGGGGAUGCAGUCGAAAAUCGAGCGGUUUAUCCAUGAUGUUGGCUUGCGGAAGGUCAUGGUCCGUGCCCAUCGGCAGGCUUGGUGCUGGCAGGACGAAUGGUAUGGGCUCACCAUUGAGGAUAUCCGGCAGCUGGAGAAGGAGGCACAGCUGAUGCUGGCUCAGAAGAUGGCCCAGUUCUGUGGUGAAAAUGAUACUGAGCAGCAUGGUGUCAAAGACACUCCUGGUGAGAAGGAUAUUGAAGCCAACACAGUUUCACCUGUUGACACAGAGGAUGCCACUGGUAACAGCGAAACAGCCUCUGGGAGAUCGCUCACCAAGCAGUGGUCCACCUCUUCCAAAUCCUCACGAUCUUCAAAGAGGGGAGCAAGUCCCUCACGCCAUAGUAUCUCUGAGUGGAGGAUGCAGAGCAUUGCCAGAGAUUCAGAUGACAGCUCAGAUGAUGAAUUCUUUGAUGCACAUGAGGACUUGUCUGACAAUGAGGAAAUGUUCCCGAAAGAAAUAACCAAAUGGAGUUCCAAUGAUCUGAUGGAUAAAAUUGAAACCCCCGAAUGCGAUGAUGUCCAGGGUGACUUGUAUCACGAGACAUCAGCAGAGUACCAUGUUGGCUCCAGCGUGGAGAGGCUCAGCAUCAUUGAAGAUGAAUCAGUGCAGCCAUUAAUGCAGCCAAGUAAAAUCCAUGUCCUCCUCUUGGUACUCCAUGGAGGGAACAUCCUGGACUCAGGAAGUGGUGACCAGAGCUCCAAGCAAGGGGAUGUCAACACCAUCACGACAGUGUUUGACACAGUGAUGAGGGUACAUUACCCAGCGGCUCUGGGACACAUUGCCAUCAGGCUAGUCCCUUGCCCAGCCAUCUGCUCCGAAGCUUUUUCGCUGGUGUCCAGCCUCAGCCCAUAUAGUUAUGAUGAAGGCUGCCUGUCCAACAGCCAGGAUCACAUUCCCCUUGCUGCACUCCCUCUGCUAGCAACAUCAUCCCCGCAGUACCAAGAAGCGGUAGCCACAGUCAUCGUCAGAGCCAACCAGGCCUACAGUGAGUUCAUCAGAUCCCAGGAGGGCAUGUCAUUCAACGGCCAGGUCUGCUUGGUAGGGGACUGUGUUGGAGGAAUUCUGGGAUUUGAUGCCUUAUGCUACAGCAAUCAAACUGUGUCUGAGAGCCAGAACAGCAGUCGGCGAGGAAGUGUUGUGAGUGUCCAGGAUACCGACCUCCUGUCUCCUGGAAUAACGGUGAACAACAGCUAUUGUUCCAGUGGUUCUAAUCUGGAAGCCAGCAGACACCUCAGCAGGAGCAACAUUGAUAUUCCCCGUAGCAAUGGAGAAGAUCCAAAGAAGCAGCUGCCACGAAAAAGGAGCGAUUCAUCAACCUAUGAACUGGACACGAUAAAGCAGCAUCAAGCCUUUCUUUCAAGUUUACAUUCUAGUGUUCUGAGAAAUGACCCAGGAUCCAGGCGAUCUAGUAGCUCUACUAUGUUGGAUGGAGGAAAUAUUGGAAAGUUUGAAUUUGAGAUCACUGACUUCUUCCUCUUUGGUUCUCCCUUGGGUUUGGUUCUUGCACUGCGAAAAACUGUCAUUCCAGCUCUUGACAUCUUUCAGCUCAGACCAGCUUGUCAGCAGGUCUAUAACCUGUUCCACCCUGCAGACCCAUCUGCUUCACGCCUCGAGCCUCUUUUGGAGAGGAAGUUCUACCUUUUGCCUCCCUUUAAUAUUCCCCGUUACCAGAGGUUCCCGCUGGGUGAUGGCAAUUCUGCUGUUCUGGUUGAGACAAUCCAGAACAAUCCCAUCCUCCUCAUGGAAAAUAGCCCUCUGGGUGCUCUCCAGCACCAGGACAGCUUCAUGGAAACAAGUAUCCCCGUUCCCGUACUGAAUUGGCAAGAUAUUUCCAAUAAAAGUGCUGGUUUUGCUGAGUCAGAUGUUGUUCAGUCUCAUGGUGCCGUCUUCAUGGAAAGCGCGUCCCUGUCCACCCCCAUUUCAGCCCCUCAGUUCAGGGGCUUCCGGAGAGCCAGUGAGAUCAGCAUUGCCAGCCAGGUCUCAGGAAUGGCAGACAGUUACACUGCUUCCAACAUAGCCAACAUUGCUGCCAAAUGGUGGGGAACCAAAAGGAUUGACUACGCUCUCUACUGUCCUGAUGCUCUGACAGCUUUCCCAACGGUCGCUUUGCCGCACCUCUUCCAUGCGAGCUACUGGGAGUCCACAGACGUUGUCUCCUUCCUGCUGAGACAGGUGAUGAGGCACGAGAACUCAAGCGUUUUGGAGCUGGACGGAAAGGAGGUGUCCGUCUUCACCCCCUCCAAGCCCCGCGAGAAGUGGCUCCGCAAGAGGACACACGUGAAGCUCCGGAAUGUCACAGCCAACCACAGGAUAAACGACACCAUCGCUAAUGAAGAUGGGCCCCAGACUUUAACUGGAAGGUUUAUGUACGGUCCAUUAGAUAUGGUCACACUCACAGGAGAAAAGGUGGACAUUCACAUCAUGACCCAGCCGCCAUCAGGAGAGUGGGUUUACUUUGACACAGAGAUCAGCAACAGCAGUGGCAGGAUUUCUUAUGUUAUCCCCGAGAACCGUCGCCUGGGCAUCGGCGUGUACCCUGUCAAGAUGGUGGUCAGGGGCGACCACACAUAUGCAGACAGCUACAUCACAGUCCUGCCGAAGGGGACAGAGUUUGUGGUGUUCAGCAUCGACGGCUCCUUUGCAGCCAGUGUAUCCAUCAUGGGCAGUGACCCCAAAGUCCGUGCCGGAGCAGUCGACGUUGUAAGGCACUGGCAAGACCUCGGCUACCUCAUUAUCUAUGUCACGGGCCGCCCUGACAUGCAGAAGCAGAGGGUGGUAGCGUGGUUAGCACAGCACAACUUCCCCCAUGGGAUCGUGUCCUUCUGCGAUGGGCUUGUUCACGACCCACUGCGGCACAAGGCCAACUUUCUGAAAUCCCUCAUCACAGACCUCCACAUGAGGAUCCAUGCGGCAUAUGGAUCUACUAAGGACAUCUCUGUGUACAGCUCCAUCAGCCUCCCACCCACGCACAUCUACAUCGUUGGCCGACCCACCAAGAAGCUGCAGAGCCAGUGUCAGUUCAUCACUGAGGGGUACGCAGCUCACCUGGCCCAGCUGGAGUACAACCAUCGCUCACGCCCGGCUAAGAACACCACGCGCAUGGCACUGCGGAAAGGCAGCUUUGGGCUGCCCAGCCAGACCGAGUUCCUGCGCAAGAGGAAUCACUUGCUGCGGACCAUCUCCUCCCAGCCUUCGGCCACCAGCGGCAGCGCCGGCCACCGCCCCGAGCGCACACAGAGCCAGUCUGACAGCGACAAGGAGAGGGACAGAGAACGCAGCCAAAGAAGCAUGAGCAUCGCCACGGGGUGCUGGGGCCGGAGCACAGCAUCCCGGCUGGAGUCUGGCCUCUUGGGGCAGAAGUAGCCAGACCAGAGCCAGCAACUGUCAGCUGCAGCCACCGGAGGAGAAAACAAAAGGAAAGAGGGACGAGGCCGGCGUUACAGGCUGGAAGGGUAAAUAUGGUGCUACUCUAAUAACAUCAUGGUAUUCUGGGAAGAGAUGGGAAGUUUCCCAUGCAGAAUGUGCAGGCCUUGCAGCGGGAGCGUCAGGUUUGUGCAGCAUGAGCCCAAGGAACAGCUAGAAAUUGGGGGGGGAAAGUUUCCAGGUCAAGAUCGUGCUCUCUCCUGCCUCCUUCUUUUAUCCAGGUUUAGUGACUGUAAAUACGUGCCUCCUCGCCUUGUUAGCCAUCGCUCCGAUACGCGUGACCGAGUGCUGUCCUCAGAGCCACAGGAACAAGGGAUGAGGCUGGGGAAACUUGUUCUUGGUUGUCCCAGGCGUCAGACUGAGGUGCUCUGCCGGUGCCGGCAUGGGGUGGGUUUGGGGUUUGAUAAGCGUGCUGUUUCCCCAGCACAGACAGCCCCAAGCGAGCGAUUUAUUAUGGACCGUGCCAGGCAGAGCAACCGAGAGCUUUACAUGUACAAAGAGCUUCAAGUUGAGCCACUUUCUCAAGGAGUACAUGCAGUGGGAAAGCAUAAAGAUGUAUCGAUGCUGUUGGUAGAGGCAGAACGUCGGCAGAUUCACGCCUGAAAAAGUGGGGUCGUUAUUGUUAUUACUGUUAUUUUCUAAAGAGACCUUUUAGAAGCCGAUGGAAUUUAAUGCGUUGACCUAUUAAAAGAGGAAUACAAGCUCUUUUGUUUGAGCUGUUACAAACCUCAGACACUUAAUUUGCUGUUAAAGUCUCCAAAUAUUCUCGCUAUAUAUUAUUUCCAAAAGUAACCACCGUAUCUUUGGAAACAGCUGAAGGCACUCAGCAGCUAGAUUGCAUUGCAGUUCUUCUCAUCCAAAUGCAGGGUCUGACUCUCUCAACACCCACCUCUGAGACGUUUUCUUCUUCCCAGGUUCUCUCCAAGUUCAGUAGCAGCUUUCAUGGGAACUAGACUCGCUUCUUUUACCUGUAGUUACUGAACUGUAAAACCUCAUUGUUUUUUGCACUGAUGAUUUUUAGAAUGGAAACCUGUUACCAUCUCAUGUAGCUACACCUAACUGUUUGUAGUGCAUGACAAUGAAAUAUUGCUAAGCCAGGGUGUGUGUGUGUAUAUAUAUACAUAUAUGCAUAUACAUAUGCACGCACACGUAUAUAUAUGUAUAUAUUUAAAAAAAAAAAAUCUGUGCAGAAGUUUUUCCAGCAGUAAGGAGACUGUAAGGAAGUGUGCCAACAAUGUCAGGCAACCUUAAGAAAAGGCCAUAUCUUAAUUUUCCUGGUGUGUUUCUCAGUGGAUGUGCCCGAGCUGAUGGUUUGUGUGCUGCUGGUGCGAGCUGGGGCUGGGUGCGUGGCAGAGGGGAGCUGCCAGCACGCAGGGCGAAGUGCUUGCUGCUGGCUGGCACCCCGAGUGACACAGAGACGUGCGCGGUGCACGGUACAGGAAUGGGAGCGCGUCGCUCUGCAGCAGCAGAGAACAGUGCCUAGAGCGAGGGCUUGCCAAAAAGCCCCUUGGUCCUGUCGCUCCCCGGUCAGCCUGGCCCCAACAAAGGGCCCGGUUCCCUCCUUGCACACACCUUCUGGGGUGGAGGGGCAUCCACCCCGGGGGUAUCCGGGGUGCCCAUUUACAGACUCCAGUUGGCCUCUUCACGUGGAGAUUUUAUAGUCCUACUGAGCUCCCUGACUAUGUGUAACCCUGCUUUCCCCCACCACACCUUCCUGUCUUUAUAUCACUUUCUACUUAUGAGGAUCUUAUUUAUAACGAAGAAUUUUUUAGACUGGCUGCUUCAUUUUAUUAACUGUUUCAAUAUGAAGUGCAGGACGGCCGCACUGAGAUACACAGCACUGUGAACGCUGCUCUGCUAAUUGGCUCUGGGCCACGGUAGGCAAAUCUAACUCAUCAGACAUCCAAGGCAGAUCUCAUAUGUUCAUGGCGCUGGAGGGUCGAAGCGGAGGCAGAGGAGGGAUAGUGCUGAGCUGCCAACGGCAUCCGAGCCUGUGGAGCACUCAAACCCGACUGCCCGCCCACCACCCAGUGCAUCUCCCACAUCUUGCAGCCUGACCGCAAAAUGUUUAACCACUUCUCUUUGAUAAUUGUUCAAUUACAGAAUGUAUCUGAUGACUUUUGUUACCGAAAACUGACUUCCCUUUCUGCCGACUCAGCUUAGCUCUCUGAAUGUACAUCCAGAGCUUACUGGGUUUAAAAACAAUGUGAAUUGUCCCAGCUUUUCGCUAGUCGAAUGUUGUAUCAAACAGAUGCCAUCUGAGUAGGAAGCCAAGCCACAAUCCAUCCUGUGAAGUCACCAAACCACAUCACAAAAUAAUUUCUGCAAAUUUG
Molecule: messenger RNA, 6506 nt
Organism: Haliaeetus leucocephalus (bald eagle)
Lineage: Eukaryota; Metazoa; Chordata; Aves; Accipitriformes; Accipitridae
Gene: PITPNM2
Product: phosphatidylinositol transfer protein, membrane-associated 2
Exons: 24
Coding region: 100-4113 (1337 amino acids)
Biological process (GO): phospholipid transport
Cellular component (GO): cytoplasm
Molecular function (GO): phosphatidylinositol binding; phosphatidylcholine binding; phosphatidylinositol transfer activity
Source: RefSeq, a predicted model, not a curated record